Molecule: messenger RNA, 693 nt
Organism: Kluyveromyces lactis
Lineage: Eukaryota; Fungi; Ascomycota; Saccharomycetes; Saccharomycetales; Saccharomycetaceae
Gene: LGE1
Product: Lge1p
Exons: 1
Coding region: 1-693 (230 amino acids)
Source: RefSeq, a predicted model, not a curated record
AUGAGUGAACCAAACGAAGGAGGAUCUAGUUAUAGGUCCGGAGGAAACUACAAUGGAUACAAGCCCUCUGGAAACAGAUAUCAGCCUAAUAGUAAUAACAGAGGUCCGCCAAGAUACAGGUCGAAUCACAGACAAGAUGGAGGAUACUAUAACAACGGGGGGUAUCAUCAACAACAGGGGUAUGGAUACGGUCAGCCCACUCAUGCACACGGAGUGCAGAGACAGACGUACAGGGGAGGUUCCUACCAUCCAUACCAACACAGCGAUAGUAGAUACGGUUCGAAUUCAACGUACAGAAGACCUUACGGACAGCAGUCUGUACCACCAGCGCCACCACCAUCCACGGCGUCAUCAGUAUCAUCAUCAUCGGCGUACUCGCGGGGAUCAAAUGUGUUACCGGUGUCCCGGAAUUCUUAUCCAAGUCCCAAAUACGAACAACCAAAGAAAAAGUUCACCAUACCAAAGGACGAGAAUCCGUUCAUAUACAUGAUGAGUAACGAUGAUCACUCCAGGACAUCUAAACUCAAAGAGGUGUACAAAGAGAAUGAUCAGAUUGAUAAUAAACUAGAAGAACUCAAAUUGAAAAUAUUCAAAGACGAGUUAGAGCUGGGUUUAAUGAGCACGCAGUGCGAAAAAGAUGCUUUGAAUGUUCAGCUCACGCAGGAGAAAUUAGAUAGUCUACUAAUGAACUAA